Molecule: messenger RNA, 1157 nt
Organism: Amoebophrya sp. A120
Lineage: Eukaryota; Dinophyceae; Syndiniales; Amoebophryaceae
Source: the annotation of a GenBank genome assembly
GGUUGCCGCACGCGCUUCGGCCCUUUUGCCCCGCAACGCGCGGGACGUCGUCCGGGUUCGGCGCAUGUGGCAGGGCGCGAAGGGAGGCCGGCGCUUGCCGCCGAGGCAGCGGCCCUCCUUGCCGCGGAGCCGUAGCGCCCGACGCCCGUCGACAAGACCCUCGAGAGCAACUCGAACAAGCGCCGCGGCGAGAUGUCCCGAGCGGCCCAAGCGAGGAAGCCCGUCCCGCCCCGCGUGGUUUGCCGGAAGGGAGUGCGGGCGGGACCAUGAUGCGGCCCCGGAGACAAGGCCCCCAAGGUGCGCCCGUCCCGAAAAACGGGGCCGGGUGGGGCAGUGGCGCCGUCGGCGCAUCUGAUGGGCCGGCCCGGGGCCCUGCGCGUGCCUCUGUUCGCUCCGGCCUCCCGGCGGCGCCGGGCCGCUAGCGGGGGGGCCCACCAAGAAACGCAGGCAGUCGGGCGACGGCCUGCAGUGCUUGCGAGAACCGGGCGGCCUGCAGUGCUUGCGAGAGCCGGCGUCGUUUAAAGGGAGGCAGACUGACGACGCCCGCCGGCCGGCGGCCGGCCUACUUCAUCAGGGCGGCGCCCCCGUGUGGCUUCCCUGCUUGUGGCGUAGAGCACUCGCCUGGGACGCAAGACUCCAAUCAGGGCGCGAUCUACGGCGACAGUGUACACAGCAGGAAUGCCAGACGUUACGCGCAUGCGCCUAGUUCUGGCGCAAGAGUACAAGGGUGCGGCUUGUAGUAGCGCGCCCGCUCUACUCUUGGGUCCCUCGUGGUCCUUCGCCGCCUUGCCCCGAUUGCAUGCAGCCCGCGCCGGCCGCGGGUUCCGCCUAGCUGGCGCGCGGCAGGUUCAGGCUGUAGCCUGUUUCGCACGCGCGCCGCCCCCCCCCUCCGGGGCCUGGUGUUUUUGCUGUGUCGCUGCCUCUGUAUGUGCCUGCCGCCGUUAUAUUUUCUUGGGCCCCCGCACGCAGGCAAUUUCUUCGCCUUCGGCGCAUGCCGUGGCGGCCGCAGUGUUUUUUUCGGCGCAUGCAGUGGCGCGGCAUGCGAACCCCGGCCCGCGGCCGGCGGACUGCGAUUUCCGGGAGGUUCGUGCGCCUCCGAUCGCACAUGGACGGCAAGCACACCGGUUGCUCCUCAUGUAUAUUCUCACACAAACAAU